UUUUCAAAACGAGCCCGUGCUUGCUGCAGUAGUCGGUCCACAGCAACGCCAAACUUUCUUCAAAACCUCAAACCCCACGCUUCCCCAAAACCCAAACACCCGUUUCUUCAGAGCAAAUAUGGUUCCAGACUCAGCAUCGCUUACCUUCAAAGCCCCACUCCUACACCGUUUCGUGGGGUUUUCUCGCAGACCCACUACGCUUUCCGGCCACCUUAACCGGGUGCCCAUAAACCCAGUCCAGAUGAGAGGGUCUCGGAGCUGUGCUUCGUGCCAGUCUUACUCUUAUCCGUCGAGGUUUGGUCAUGGAUCUUUGUUUAAGAGUGUGGGUCUUUCUGAAAUGGGAUUCAGGCAGCUGGGUUUUGGUCAUUUUUGGGUUUCAGCAGUCCCGGAUGGCGUGUCGGUUGGAACAGGUGGAAAUGGGGGUUCUGGUGAUGGAAAUUCUCGUGGGAGAGGUGAAGGUGGUGGGGGUGGUGAUGGCAGUGACGGUGACGGUGGAAAUAACUUGCCCUUAAUAUCUUGGUAUUUGGCUCUUCUUGCAAAGUAUCCUGUGUCAACAAAAGCUCUGACAUCUGCACUUUUAACUUUAAUUGGAGAUUUAAUCUGUCAGGUUGUGAUUGAUCAAGUGCCAUCGCUAGACUGGAAAAGGACCUUCCUGUUUACUCUGUUGGGUCUGGUGCUAGUGGGUCCCACAUUGCAUUUCUGGUAUUUGUAUUUGAGUAGAUUGGUAACAUUGCCUGGAGCAUCUGGUGUGUUCUUGCGGCUUUUACUAGAUCAGUUCCUCUUUUCUCCUAUAUUUAUUGGAGUUUUCUUAGCUACGCUGGUGACACUAGAAGGAAGGCCAUCACAAGUCAUUCCAAAGCUUCAGCAGGAGUGGUUGGCUGCUGUUCUUGCAAAUUGGAAGUUGUGGAUACCUUUCCAAUUUCUCAACUUCCGAUUUGUCCCCCAGCAAUUUCAGGUCCUUGCUGCUAAUUUUGUUGCUCUUGUAUGGAAUGUUGUUCUCUCCUUUAUUGCACACAAGGAGAUACAUUCAAAAUAGGUAUGCAAGUUUCCCAGAAAGCACAAUCUGCCAAUCCCUAGUACUGUGUCAGAUAUGUAGAUGCCUUCUAGCACAGUUUUCCAACGACUACUUUAGAUAACUGCAAAAUGUUAAAGCU
Juglans microcarpa x Juglans regia is the source of this 1154-nucleotide messenger RNA. RefSeq names its product protein sym-1-like. Gene Ontology annotation, cellular component: cytoplasm; membrane. NCBI's taxonomy places the organism in Eukaryota, Viridiplantae, Streptophyta, Magnoliopsida, Fagales, Juglandaceae. The record is from RefSeq and is a predicted model, not a curated record. The transcript has 6 exons. Bases 119 to 1036 code for a protein of 305 amino acids.